AUGGCACACAUUUCACAACUUGUAUAUUUAGUUAUUCGGUAUAUCAAAGACAAAAUUAUUCGUGAAGACUUUAUUGGUUUUAUUAAUGUCCAUAGAGAAAAUUUUAAUUCAAAUGAUGACGAGCCAAAAAUGAGUGGAACUUUAAUUGGUGAUACAGUUUUAAAUAUUCUUAAAAAAUGUUCACUAAAUCUAGAUAAUUGUAUUGGUAUAUCUACUGAUAGUUGUGCUACAAUGGUUGGUUUAGAACGAGGAGCUGUUACAACUUUACAAAAUGAUUUAAAAUUUGCUGUCAAGUGCCCAUGUUUUAACCAUGCACUAAAUAAUUCUUUGAUAAAAGGAUGUAAAGUACAGAGUAUCCAAAACACAUUUGGAACUAUUUCUGAAGUUGUAGCAUUUUUCAAUUCAUCUGCUAAACGCACUUUUGUUUUGAAUAAAUAUUUGGGACAUUCUUUGUAUUCACUAUGUCAAACUAGAUGGGCAGAAAAACAUGACUUCAUACUUCAGUUUUCUACAUCUUUGGUAAAAAUUGUAAAAUCAUUGGAUUGUAUUUCUGAGUGGUCUGACACUGUAACAUCUUCAAAAGCUCAUAAUCUUUCAAAGUCCUUAACAUGCUGUGAAUUUAUUGUAUCUUUGCAUUCAAUAUCUAAUAUAUUUUCUGUUACUUCACCCAUUAGUCGCUAA
Molecule: messenger RNA, 681 nt
Organism: Macrosiphum euphorbiae (potato aphid)
Lineage: Eukaryota; Metazoa; Arthropoda; Insecta; Hemiptera; Aphididae
Source: the annotation of a GenBank genome assembly